AUGAUUCUCAAAGACUGUGUUGCAGAGGUCGUUAGAUGGUGGAAGAAUAGUCUACACAAGUUUAACCCCACUACAACCCUAAAAUUUAAACUUGAAAUAAGCUCGGAUGCGUUGUUAAGAGGUUGGAAAGCACAUUGCAGAGGGGUGAGUACGCAAGGUUUCUGGGAUGGAACAGAAAAAACUCAUCACACAAACUACCUCGAAUUAAUGGCGGCAUUCUUCGCACUGGAAAGUUUUGGGGACCAGGAGCAUAACGGCAAAAUUUUACUAAGAAUGGAUAAUACGACAGCCAUAUCAUAUGUUAACAAAACAGGUGGGAUUCAGUAUCCCAGGCUCAACAAAAUCGCAAGCGAGGUCCGGCAAUGGCGUGAGAAGGAAAAUUUAUGGGGAUAUGUGAUAUACAUACCUUCAAAAGAGAAUGUAGAAGCAGAUAAGGUUUCACGAUCCUUUAAUAUAGAUACUGAAUGGGAACUCGCUGACUGGGCGCUCAGCAGAAUCGUCGAAAAUUUCGGACCUCAUGAGAUAGAUCUCUUCGCCAUCAGUAUAAAACAGAAAAUGCAGAAAAUCCUGUUCAUGACGACCAGACUUAGAAGCGAAACAACAGCAUCCAUUAGCGACGCAAUUAACGAUGACAGCAGAGACUGUAUUCGGAAAGCGUACACCUCGCGAGGGUUUUCAACAGAAGCAGCCUCUAUAUUAGCAGUUUUGGUAGCAGUAUCAACGCUGAAACAAUACAGUGGACCACUGAGAGACUGGCAGAUAUUCUGCAGACUGAACAAAAUAAACCCAUACCAAGGGGGCGCUAAGAUAGCCUUGGAAUUCCUAGUGGGGAAAUUCAAACAAGGUGCAUCAUACGGACCACUAAACUCGAUGAGAUCAGCCACUUCGCUAAUGUUGCUUAAUGGCAUAUCCAACGGCCAAACGAUCAAGAGAUUCUUCAAAUCAGUAUUCAGGAAAAGGCCACCAAGGGCCAGAUAUGAAGUCACUUGGGACGUCAACAUAGUAUUGAGAUUCAUACAAACAGAACGCGGGCUGGUUGGGAGAAACCUCAGAGGAAUCUCUGAAAAGACAGCAACACUAAUUACGUUGGCGACGGCACAAAGGAUACAAACACUAGCCUUGAUAAACAUUAACAGCAUCACGGUGACUUCGAGGGGUGCAGAGAUCAAGAUACCAGACCUGGUCAAAAUAUCAAGAAUUAGAGGAUCACAACCAAAUCUGGUACUACACUUUUUCACGAAAAGACCAAAGAUCUGUGUAGCAAAUACGACCAUGGAAUACCUAAACAUUACCAAAGAAAUUAGAGGACAAAACAAAAGAUUAUUUAUGACGACAAGAAAGCCGCACGAAGCGGCGAACACACAAAUAAUAAGUUGGUGGAUUAAAAGUGUCCUUAAAAGAGCGGGAAUCAAAAUGGACAAGUUCACAGCAUACAGUACAAGACAUGCAGCAUCAUCGGCUGCACUGCGGAAUGGAGUAGAUAUUGGCACCAUUAGGAAGACCGCCGGAUGGUCGGAUAACUCAAAAACAUUUGCAAAUUUUUACAACAGACCAAUACUGACAGAAGAGGGAAAGUUCGCAAAAACUGUUAUGGAAUGGAAAAAAAAAGAGUAG
Molecule: messenger RNA, 1614 nt
Organism: Cephus cinctus (wheat stem sawfly)
Lineage: Eukaryota; Metazoa; Arthropoda; Insecta; Hymenoptera; Cephidae
Exons: 2
Coding region: 1-1614 (537 amino acids)
Biological process (GO): DNA recombination; DNA integration
Molecular function (GO): DNA binding
Source: RefSeq, a predicted model, not a curated record